Molecule: messenger RNA, 1044 nt
Organism: Sorghum bicolor (sorghum)
Lineage: Eukaryota; Viridiplantae; Streptophyta; Magnoliopsida; Poales; Poaceae
Product: protein FAR1-RELATED SEQUENCE 1-like
Exons: 2
Coding region: 128-904 (258 amino acids)
Biological process (GO): regulation of DNA-templated transcription
Molecular function (GO): zinc ion binding
Source: RefSeq, a predicted model, not a curated record
UAACCGUUUCAUUCAUAGAAAAUUGACCUUUGUUGAGUUCUGGUUAAGGUUUGACACAGCUUUGGAGUGCCAGCGCCAAGAGGAGUUGAAAGCCGAUAAUGCAAGUCUUCAUAGCACUCCUAAAUUGAUGACACCAUGGGCCAUGGAGAAGCAAUGUAGAGGGAUAUAUACACAUGAAGUUUUUAGUAAAUUUCAGGAACAACUCAUAGCUGCAAGAGACCAUUGCAUUUUUCAAGGUACUUCAGAGUGUGAAGAUAUAAGAUCUUUCACCAUCAGCAGCCUAACUGGAAAAGAUCGAGUUGUUCAUAUGAACAAGUCAAACAUGUUUGGUAUGUGCUCGUGUAAAUUUUAUGAGUCAUAUGGUAUCCCGUGUCGUCAUAUCAUACAAGUGCUUCGAGUCGAGAAGCAAAAUGAGAUACCAUCACUUUAUAUUAUGAAGAGAUGGAAGACAAGAUGCAAAAGGGAACUAUUCUUUGAUGAGGAAGGGAACCUACUAGAUGAAAAGCCUAAGGAUCCUAUGGAGGUGGCAAUGCGAAAAAAGAUUUCAGAAUCACGCAACAAGUUUGAAGAUCUUAUUCAAAUGGCCAAGACCUCAGAACAAGGGAUGGAUUUUUUAUAUUCUAGUUUAUCCAACCUCGUAGAACCUCUCCAACAAAUCACGCCUGCAAUGAGAAUUGAUAAAAAGGAGGAGUAUGAAACUUUUCUGGGUAAUAAAAUUCCAAAUGAGGUCGAUAUACAUCCACCAACUGAUAUCACAUCAAAAGGGAGAAGCAAAAGAAUUAAAAAGGGAAAGGAGAAGAACGCUGGAAGUGGAGGUCAGGGUAAAAAUAACCGAAAAUGUCGAAAAUGUAACCAAGUUGCGAAUCAUGAUGCGCGCAAUUGUCCAAACAAUGUUGUUGGCUGAUAUGUUGUUGGCUGUCCGACAACACAGAGUUUGUUACGUUUGGUUUGUUUUUUUAUUCAGAAUAACAUAUACUGACUUUAUUGUCAUGAUCUGUGUAUUCCUGGAAGUAGAAGAUUAAAAAAAUAGACUCUUGCUUUAUG